Molecule: messenger RNA, 2731 nt
Organism: Scheffersomyces amazonensis
Lineage: Eukaryota; Fungi; Ascomycota; Pichiomycetes; Serinales; Debaryomycetaceae
Exons: 1
Coding region: 252-2636 (794 amino acids)
Source: RefSeq, a predicted model, not a curated record
ACCACAUACACACGACCCGUAUGACCCACUACCACAGAAUCAUAACAAGACUUGAAAUGUAUUAACUAAAUUACUGUAAUCUUACUAAAGCAGGGUGUAUCAGCUUAAAACUAAUAGGCAGAAACUACAAACUAUUCCCAAUACUAUUAAACGUAUUGUCCUUAAGUUUUGAAGUAGUAUAGUAGUACAGUAAACCUGUUAGUAUCAAUUACCAAUUAGUUACUUAGUACACUCCCCCCUCCCUCCCCACCAUGUCAAACGAUUUCUUGACAUCUUCACCUUCACGAGAGGUUAUAGAUCCUUUGAUAUAUACUUCAUUACCUGGUACAGAACCUCCUCGUAAAGGCAAGUCUUCGAAUAAUCAUGAAAAACGCAAGAAUAACAAGUCAUCUAAGAAAAAGUCACAACCCCAAACUUCAGUACCUCCCUCAGCUUCCAAGUAUAAUAACAAUAAUAACAAUAAUAAUAAUAAUAAUAAUAAUAAUAUUAAUAUGUCAACAGGCUGGACUCCACUAAUAUCUAAGACUUAUUUCAAUGAUCAAAUUCUUUCAUUCAAUUCCACUCCCAAUCGAUACUUGUUGACCAACCUAUCUAAUUCAAAUAGCAUUAAUAAUAAUAAUAAUAACACGACCAAUAAUAACAAUAACAAUAUAAAUCAGGAUUACUUAGAUUUCACUCAAGGUCUAAACUUAACACCAUUCCUUAAUCAUAAUAAUCUUAAUAUCCUUCAACAAACCACCUCUUCAGCAUCAGGCAUGAAUAAUCAUCAAUUAUUAUUAAAUAAUAUUACUCCAUUCAAUGAAAAGACUUUGCAUUUAACAGAUUUCUUUAUGGAUUCUCCAAUUCGACAAACCCCUUUAAAAGAUUUGGCUACUAUAACUCCUUCAAGAUUUAAAUUAAAUUUUAGUGAUAAAAAGCCAUCAACAUCUCAAAGAAUGGAUCCAAAGAGUGCUCAAAAGAGAUCAAUAACUCAACUUGAUACACCACCUCGUCAACCUCAUAAAUUAUCAAUAUCAACUAAAGCUAGUGAUACUAAUAAAGAAAAUAUUGAUCCAGAUGAUGAUAAUGAUAAUAAUAAAAAUAAUAAUAAUAAAACAAAUACAACUGAUGAAGAAGAUGUUGAAAAUGAUGAAGAUUAUGAUGAAGACCAAGAUGAAUUACUUCAAAAGACAAAAUACUUUCUUCAAACUCCUUCGAAAAAGGUCUUGUCUAAUAUAAGUAAUCAACAAUCUCAAUUUCCUAGAACAACACCAAUUAAGUUAUCAGUUAGUGAUCUUGAAAUGAUAAAUAGAUUUCAAACUCCUGCUAAACAAGUCCCUGAAUCUCCUUCAUCACCAUCAACAGUAAUUAUGUCUAGUGCAAUUAAGAAACCAGAGACAAAAGUCAUAAAAGGUACUAAUAUAACUAAUACUAUUACUAAUAUUAAUGAUGAAGAUAAUAAUAAUGAUGAUCGUAAUGAUGUUGAUGAUGGAAAUGAAACCACUGAAGAAGAUGAAUUUAAUGAUAAAAAUAAUGAUAAUGAAAACCAAAUACCAGCACCACCAAGUCCAACCCCAAUUAAAGAUCUUUCUUUACCUGUUGCUGCUGCUCCACCUGUAAUGGGAGUAUUUUCAGAAAAGAAAACUAAACCAAUUCCAACCAAUAAAGCAGCAUUAACUGGUAAGGGUAGAUUUGAUUCUGAUGAUAAUAUAAGAUCAAAACAAAAUAUAAUUGGGAAUGGAGAUAGCUCAACUAAUGGUGCUAGAGCUUCUAAAGGGAAAAUGCAAGCUGGAAUGAAUAAAUUUCAAAUCAUAUUUACAGACGUUCAUACAUUGAUGAAUAAUAGAAAGAAGAAAAGUAAUACAAAGGAUCAACUGACUUCUAAUUCAUCAAAUAAAAAUCAAUCUUCAGAUAAAUCAAGAUCUUCUGGUCCAUCUUUACAUCGUAAACAUGAGACUAAUCAGGAUGCUCAUCAUCUUUUACCUGAUUUCACCUCUCAACCACAUUUCCAACUGCAACAGCUGCAACAGCCGCAACAACUGCAUCUUCUAAAUGUUCAUCAACCUCUGCUGUCGGAUCAUAAUAUCAGUAUGAAUUCUAGUAAGGAAAUUUCCAUCAUAUCGGGAGGUGCCAAUACGAGUCAUUUGAAUUUAACUUCAGGUACGGAAUCUUCUAUAGAAUUAGGAGGGAUUUCAACGACUCCUAAUGGUAAAUUCUUCUUGGAUAAGGUGUUUGAAAAGAAUUCACCACAAACUCAGAACUUGUUAAAUAGUACAUACUAUAUGCUUCAGCAACAUCAACAGCAGCAACAGCAGCAACAGCAGCAACAACAGCAGCAACAUCUUCAUCAUCAGCAUCAACAAUCUCAACCAUCAAUGCCACCUCCACCAUCAUCUAAACAACAAUUCCAACCUCAAUUGAUUCAGCAUACACCACAAUAUCAACCUCAACAAAAUCAUAUGAUGAUGAUGAGUACUCCUCAACAUCAAAAUGUUGUAAAUUAUCCAGGAAAUACUCCUCAAUUUUAUGGACAAGACAAUAUGUCACCAGAUGAUGAAGCUAAUGGUACGUUUAUGAGUCAACCAGGUGGAUCAUAUUAUGGACAAUCAAUGAUUAUGCCUACUAUGAUGAAUAUGAAAGAAAAUAGUAAGCAUUGAUAUUAAUACUUUUCACUUUUCACUAGAACGUUUAUUAUGGACUCUAUACUUUUAACUAACUAUAUAAUCAUUAAUGUAUUAAUUAAUUAAUUUAC